AUGAGCACCACCACUCCAGCCACGAUGUCACCCUCCAGAGCGACUGCCGAGCACUGCCUCGCCCGCAACCCGCGCUGGGCCGCAUGGAACCUCGGCAUCUUCAUCUGCCUCCGAUGCGCAGCCAUCCACCGCAACCUCGGCACCCACAUCUCCAAGGUCAAGAGCGUCUCCCUCGACAGCUGGACAAAGGAACAGCUCCAGCCCAUGAAGCAGCUCGGAAACCUCAGGGCCAACCAGAUCUACAACCCCCACGGCCCCCGCAACCCCCCGCCGACCGACCUCGAACAGCUCGAGAAGUACAUCCGGGCCAAGUACCAGGCCAAGCGCUUCAUGGCCCCCCAGCCCACCACCACCAGCCGGACCGACAGCCCGCUCUCCAGACCCUCGCCAUCAGCAGUCCCCGCGAGCCCAGCCCAGUCCGCGCCCCGUCCCCCCCCGGCCGCUAACGCACCACAGCCUCCUCCGCUCCGCCCAUCCACCGCGCCCAUCCCCUCCAUCGGCCCCCCGCACCCCAUCCAGCCCGCGCCCGCCCUCCCAGCACACCCCGCCGGCCGCAUCCAGAACAGCACCGCCCCGCACCGCACCGACGGCGUGUGGGCAGACCUGCUCCUGCUCGCCCAGCCGCACCACGCCCCGCCCCUGCGCCCGGCCUGCACCGCCCCCACUCCGCCCGCGCGCCCGCAGCACGCCGCCAGCCUGCAGGCCAUCCACGGGGCCCAGGCGGCCAUCGCCACACACAACCCCUUCGCCACACACCCCGCCCCGCGACCGGCCCAGCUCAUCCACGCCGGCCUGCCGCCCAGCAACCCCUUCUUCACGGCCCACCAGCAGCCCUUCACGGAGCAGCCCUUCACGGCCUACCAGCAGCCCUUCACGGCCCACCAGCAGUACUCCCACCCCGGCGCCCCCGCGCCCAACCGCAACCCCUUCCUGCGCGCCGACGUCCAGACGCUUGGCCCCGACGGCCGCCCGGCCGGCUACACUCCCGCCUCACACCCACCUCAUCCUGCGCUCACCCAACACGCCCCCUUCUCCAGCUAG
Molecule: messenger RNA, 1041 nt
Organism: Puccinia triticina
Lineage: Eukaryota; Fungi; Basidiomycota; Pucciniomycetes; Pucciniales; Pucciniaceae
Exons: 5
Coding region: 1-1041 (346 amino acids)
Biological process (GO): intra-Golgi vesicle-mediated transport; endocytosis; endoplasmic reticulum to Golgi vesicle-mediated transport
Cellular component (GO): Golgi apparatus
Molecular function (GO): GTPase activator activity
Source: RefSeq, a predicted model, not a curated record